UAAUCAGAAACACUCUCUGAGUUGCCCGGAAAAGGUUCCAGGACAGCGUAUCCUGCGGAUUCCAGAGCAUUAACACAGUCCAAGCACACCGCGAAGCCUGAGAGGAGGAUUCCUUUAAGCCCUCGGCAGCAGCCCGAGCUUUCCGGGGGUCCCAAAUGGCGUCCCCAAAAAAAUGGCACCCCCUGGCUUCAACCCUGUGUUUGUGGAAGAUGGAGGUGCGGCCGCAGCUGUCCCCGAGCCGAGACAUGCAGCCGCCGCUUCCGCCGUACGAGGUGCUGCCGACGGAGGUGAGCAUGGAGGAGAUGCCCCGGAGCACGACGGUGAUGGUGGAAGAGACGCAGCAGCAGCAGUCGCCGCCGCCCCGGGACCACCUGGUGUGGUCCCUGUUCACCACCCUGUACGGCAAUUUCUGCUGCCUCGGCCUCCUGGCGUUCGUCUUCUCCGUCAAGUCCAGGGACCGCAAAGUGCUGGGUGACUUCAGCGGGGCCCUGAGCUACGGCUCCACUGCCAAGUAUCUGAACAUCACAGCCCUGGUGAUCAACAUCGUCAUCGUCGUCAUCGUCAUUGUCGUUGUCUCCCUGGUCGCCGCCGGGGUCUUCAGGCAAUACCAAUCGCACUACCAACCUCCCUACGGGUACGGGUACGGCCGCACUUAAGUGCCUGCCCUCCUCGCCCGCGGGCUGUGCUUCCCUCCCCGGCGCCAGCCCGGGGUCGGAGCCACAAUCCACGACAAUCCACGUGCUUCACCCGGAGCCUGCUGCUCUCCUGUCCCUCCACCCUCCCCACACGGAGCUUUUGUGGAGGCCCUGCUGGUGGCUGCCCUCGCUGGAGCUGUCUGGGGAUGGACACGGCUCCCCAGAGAGCAGCUGAGCACCCCAACCCUGCCACAGCCUGCUUGCUGCUUGGCUCUGGGCCUGGAGCCCCAACUGCCUCAAAACAAUUCUGGGGAGAAGCACCUGGUUCAGAGAAAGCCUGCUCCCUGAAAUAAAGGUUUCUUUCACUUUU
This is a messenger RNA of Serinus canaria (Common canary), 1005 nucleotides long. RefSeq names its product interferon-induced transmembrane protein 1. Bases 156 to 656 code for a protein of 166 amino acids. The record is from RefSeq and is a predicted model, not a curated record. Lineage: Eukaryota; Metazoa; Chordata; Aves; Passeriformes; Fringillidae. The transcript has 3 exons. Gene Ontology annotation, cellular component: plasma membrane. Gene Ontology annotation, biological process: type I interferon-mediated signaling pathway; response to interferon-beta; response to interferon-alpha.